GGUCUGAACACCAGAUACUUUACAUUGCUGACGAUAACAAGAUCCGCAGCAUGUAUCCCUUCAACCCCAACUCUGCCUACGAGCCCGCCUUCCAAGGGGACGAAAACGUCCGCAUCGCUGCCAUGGAUGUCUACGUCAAGGGCAACAAGAUCUACUGGACCAACUGGCACACGGGGCGCAUCUCCUGCCGCGAACUGCCGUCCUCUGCUGGCUCCAGCCCCUCCAAUCGCAACCGACGGCAGAUAGAUGGCGGCGUCACCCACCUGAACAUAUCCGGCCUGAAGAUGCCACGGGGCAUUGCCAUCGACUGGGUGGCUGGGAACAUCUACUGGACAGACUCGGGGCGCGACGUCAUCGAAGUGGCACAGAUGAAGGGCGAGAACCGGAAAACGCUGAUCUCGGGCAUGAUUGAUGAGCCCCACGCCAUUGUGGUGGACCCGCUUCGAGGCACGAUGUACUGGUCAGACUGGGGGAACCACCCCAAGAUUGAGACAGCGUCAAUGGACGGGACCCUGAGGGAGACGCUCGUGCAGGACAAUAUCCAGUGGCCAACAGGUCUGGCUGUUGAUUACUACAAUGAGCGCCUGUACUGGGCAGACGCCAAGCUCUCCGUGAUUGGCAGCAUCCGGCUCAACGGCACCGACCCAGUGGUAGCUAUCGACAGCAAGAAAGGGCUAAGCCAUCCGUUCAGCAUCGACAUUUUUGAGGAUUACAUCUAUGGUGUCACCUACAUCAACAACCGCAUCUUUAAGAUCCACAAGUUUGGCCACGGGACCGUCACCAAUCUGACAGCAGGGCUCAACCACGCCACGGACGUGGUACUCUACCACCAGUACAAGCAGCCAGAUGUGGCCAACCCAUGUGACCGGAAGAAGUGUGAAUGGCUCUGUCUCCUGAGUCCCAGUGGCCCUGUGUGUACCUGUCCCAACGGCAGGCGGCUGGACAACGGCACGUGUGUGCUUAUCCCCACACCGACUCUUUCACCUGUUGCUCCGGCCACGGACACGUGUGACCUGGUUUGCCUCAAUGGUGGCAGCUGCUUCCUAAACGCCCGCAAGCAGCCCAAGUGCCGGUGCCAGCCACGCUACAACGGGGACAAAUGCCAGUUUGACCAGUGCUCGAACUACUGUCAGAAUGGGGGCACUUGUGCUGCUUCCCUGUCUGGGAUGCCAACUUGCCGCUGCCCCAACGGCUACACCGGCUCCCAGUGCAACAAGCAGUUGUGCACAGACUACUGCCUCAACAACGGCACCUGCUCCGUCAACCAGGGCAACCAGCCCAACUGCCGCUGCCCAGUUGAGUUCAUCGGCGACAAGUGCCAAUACCGCCAGUGCUUUAACUACUGUGAGAACAACGGCAUCUGCCAGCUGACCAUCUCCGGAACCCGUCAGUGUCGCUGCCUGCCGAAUUACUACGGGGACCGCUGCCAGCACAACAAGUGUGACCGCUGUCUGAAGGGCAACUGCUCCAUCAACAAGCAGAGCGGCAACGUCACCUGCACGUGCCCAGAUGGCAGGAUAGCGCCCAGCUGCCUGACCUGCGACAACUACUGUCAAAACGGGGGCACGUGCACCAUGAAUCCUGAAACCUCGAUGCCAAAAUGCCAGUGCUCGGCAGAAAUGACAGGGGACCAGUGCGAGACGUCUGUGGACAGUGAGCAGCAGAGCAACCGAACGGUCUCCAUCGUCAUCCCGAUCCUCCUCCUGCUGCUCGUGAUCUUGGUGGCCGGAGCUGUGGUCUGGUACAAGAAGCGGAUUAAAGGGGCCAAGGGCUUCCAACACCAGCGCAUGACCAAUGGUGCCAUGAACGUGGAGAUCGGCAACCCCACCUACAAGAUGUACGAGGGGGACCCCGACGCCGAUGACGUGGGGGAGCUGCUAGAUGCCGACUUUGCCCUGGACCCCGACAAGCCCACAAACUUCACAAACCCGGUGUACGCCACACUCUACAUGGGUGCCCACAACAGCCGCAACUCACUAGCCAGCACGGACGAAAAGCGGGAGCUGCUGUCCAGAGGGGCGGAGGACGACCUCGCCUCCCGCGAGCCCACCGCAGGCUCCUACGCCGAGCCGGGCGCCGAGCCCGGACCCGGUCCGAGCCCCAACACCACCCCAGCCGGGACCCCCGCCGCCAGAGAGGGCGCCGGCGCACCCCAUAGCGCCCUACCCGGCCGCUCCCUUCAAUCUGCUGAACUGGCCCGCGAUGCCGGCAAUGCCGCCGCAGGGGCCAUGGCCGACAGCACCUGCGUGGGCGGCGGCGGCGACGGCGGCCCCGACGCAUCAAGGGCCGCCCCAGCUACUGCAGGCUCAGAUGGAGGUUACAGAGAAGCCAAGGUCGUCGACCUCAGCGAACCUGGAUUCCAGAGGAUUCAGGAAACCUACCAGACCUUUUCGCCAUUCCCCGAUUGCUUCGAGGACGUGAUACGAGAAGACCAGGGCCGCUGGGCCCUUCCGUCUGGCGGCUCCGCGGAAGGCGACUCGCGAGGCGGAGACCGUGGGAAUAGAGCCUCGCCGCCAAUUCGGAUCGUCUCGCCGCGGAGGCGGCUCGGUGGGACUCCGGGUCAGGGCGGGCUCUCGGUGCUCGCGCCGCUUUGCGCUGGGAACGAAAAGGGGAGGGAAAAGGCGAGCGAGAGCCUGGACUGGCCGGUGCGAUGCGGGUCUUUCCGGGCGCUCCGACGAAGCCUCAUUGUGCCUGACUUUCCCCGAUGUGAAAACCGAGCCAACUCUUCUCUGUGCCGGGAGAGGCCUUCCCGCAAGGCUGGAGGCCCGUCUGUCUGCUAA
This is a messenger RNA of Gekko japonicus, 2780 nucleotides long. RefSeq names its product low-density lipoprotein receptor-related protein 1-like. NCBI's taxonomy places the organism in Eukaryota, Metazoa, Chordata, Lepidosauria, Squamata, Gekkonidae. The record is from RefSeq and is a predicted model, not a curated record. The transcript has 18 exons. The annotation marks the transcript as partial.